AUGAGCAAGAAAGAAUUCUGGAAGGUUUCAAGUGAUUCCCAGAAGCGGGCCAUCUAUGACCAAUAUGGUGAAGAAGGCCUAAAAGGUCAAAUGCCGCCGCCAGGUGUUGGUGGUGCUGGUCCUGGAGGGAUGGGUGGUGGUAGUGGCAUGAGGAGUGGUGGUACAAGGUUUUCUAGUUCAAUGUUUGGUGAUGAUAUAUUUAGUUCAUUUGGAGAGGGUAGACAAAUGAGUUCAGCCCCGAGGAAGGCACCACCAAUUGAACAAACAUUGCCUUGUAACCUGGAAGAGCUUUACAAGGGAACCACAAAGAGGAUGAAGAUCUCCAGAGAAAUAGCUAAUGCACAGGCAUUUUGGUGUAAAGAUAGGAUGCUUUGA
This is a messenger RNA of Fraxinus pennsylvanica, 375 nucleotides long. Lineage: Eukaryota; Viridiplantae; Streptophyta; Magnoliopsida; Lamiales; Oleaceae. The record is from the annotation of a GenBank genome assembly.